AUGGCCCUUGUAUGCAGAGACCCUAUAUUCGCUGAAGCUCAGAAGAUUAGCAUCUAUCGAGAGGCCUAUCAAAAGCUGAAGCAGCUGUGCGCAGAAUCAGGCUGCUCAUACGGACACCGAGGGAAUAAAUGCCUUUUUUCCCUCGACGAUGUGCGUUACUCCAACGUCCGUGCCUUGAGUCAGCCCGCUUUUCCUCGCAUUCGCGCGCCUCCUGGCCCGUGCCCUCAUGGGCUUGCCAAAGUCCCGCCUGAGCACCGUUCGAUCCCGCUAAUUGAGAGUCCCACUGGUUGGGGCAUCUCCGUCGCGGCGCUCAUUGCGCGAUGGCCCGACGUCUUACCCCCUACUUAUCAUAGUGCGCCGUUCAACCAGACAUACGAUGUCUGUACCUACUAUUUCACGCUGCGCCCAUGGAUUCGCGACAAAGUGUGCGCGGCCGUGGCAGUCAAGUGCCAUGGCGAGGGGAUGACCACGGGCUCCCUCCUGCGCCAUAUCGCAGUGAACAUGGUCUGCGCCCUCCAUGAAAAAACCACCGGACUCUCGAACCUGGAUCUUUUCAAGCUGCUCCUGCAUGUUCAUAUCCAGCAGUUGGUAGUCACCGGCUACGACCCAGAGGAGAAAAAUAUUUUCAUAGAAGUUCGUUGGGAGGAUGCAUCACUCAUGUAA
Messenger RNA from Pleurotus ostreatus (oyster mushroom), 663 nucleotides. RefSeq lists its product as uncharacterized. The record is from RefSeq and is a predicted model, not a curated record. The transcript has 6 exons. NCBI's taxonomy places the organism in Eukaryota, Fungi, Basidiomycota, Agaricomycetes, Agaricales, Pleurotaceae. Bases 1 to 663 code for a protein of 220 amino acids.